AUGCGAAACAUAUUGCCGGGAAUUCAAACGAAACGAUACAUUGGAAAAGCAAAUGACUGGAAAGACUGCAGCUUCUGUUCAAAUGGCGGAAUUGGUUGUGCACUUGUUGGACUAGGCCCGUGUCUAGUUCUUUUCCUUUUUACAAUAGUCAGUAGUCCUAUAAAAGUUAUUCUCCUUACAGCAAGUGGCUUUUUCUGGUUACUAUCAUUACUCACAACAUCACUGAUAUGGUUUAUUGCUACUCCUCUUCGUGGAUACCUUGCAUUUGGAAUUCUUAUCGGUGUAUUAGUACAAGAAGUGCUAAGAUUUCUCUUCUUUUUAUUAAUUAUUAAAGCUGAAUCCGGUCUUCAAAUCAUUGUCAGUAGUUCAAAUCCCCGAAGGUCACAGCCUUCUUCACGAAGACAAUCUCAUCUGUGUGAAAAUAUUACCAUUAGUAAUAUUAAUACUACUACUGCUAAUAAUAACAAUAAUAAUGAUAACACCACUGAAGGUGAAACAAUAGAUCUAUUAAGAAAUAGAGUCAUAUCACCAACUCCUUGUAUAACAUCCGUUGCUAAUGAUCCUGCAGGCGAUACCAAUAGUCAUAACAAUAAUAAUGAUGGCAAUUGUAAUUGCAGUGUUGCUGGCAGUCGUCUAGCCCUUGAUCAUCAUAUCAUCGCAUAUGUAUCCGGUUUAGGCUACGGGUUAAUGAGUUGUAUAACUCAACUGCUACGUAUAUUGAUUGAUUCCUUUGGACCUGGAAUUUUAAUGCAUACCACAUGGGAUUCGAAAACAUUCUUCCUGACAGCAUCAUUUGAUGUUAUGUGUAUGUCAAUGCUUCAAGUAUUCUGGUCCCUGAUACUAUUCAAUGCUUUCUUGCAUCGAUUAUAUGGACAAAUUAUUUUUGUAUACAUAAUGCAUAUGGGAUUAGCUGCUUUAUCAUUGAUGAAUUCGUUUACCACGCCAUUCCCAGAAUUGGUUUGUACAAUGUAUGCCAUUUCAUUAGUUGGAAUAAUUGCAUUCUCAUAUAUUCAAUUUCAUAAAGGAUCAUCUACUUAG
Molecule: messenger RNA, 1038 nt
Organism: Trichobilharzia szidati
Lineage: Eukaryota; Metazoa; Platyhelminthes; Trematoda; Strigeidida; Schistosomatidae
Source: the annotation of a GenBank genome assembly